CCCUGAAUCGGAUCCAGCGUUGGCUAAAGAGGCGGGUCGCCUCCGCGCGGAUAUGGAGGCGAAGCGAAAGGAAUCGCGCAAAACGUUGAGGAUCAAAGUCAUCUCCAUGGGCAACGCGGAGGUUGGCAAGAGCUGUAUUAUAAAGCGAUACUGUGAGAAGAGAUUUGUGCCCAAGUACCUUGCAACAAUUGGCAUUGAUUAUGGCGUCACCAAAGUGCAGGUCCGGGACAGAGAAAUUAAAGUGAACAUCUUUGAUAUGGCUGGGCACCCCUUCUUCUAUGAGGUGCGCAAUGAGUUUUAUAAAGACACCCAGGGGGUGAUCUUAGUAUACGAUGUUGGGCAGAAGGAGUCAUUUGAUGCUCUCGACUCAUGGCUUGCUGAGAUGAAACAGGAACUCGGACCACAUGGAAACAUGGAAAACAUCGUGUUUGUGGUGUGUGCCAACAAGGUUGAUUGUGCCAAGCUCCGUUCUGUUGAUGAGAGUGAAGGGCGACUAUGGGCGGAAAGCAGGGGUUUCCUUUAUUUUGAGACCUCAGCGCAGACUGGAGAGGGAAUCAACGAGAUGUUCCAGACCUUCUACUCCGCUAUUGUUGAUUUGUGUGACAAUGGUGGAAAGCGCCCCACAGCCACCAUGAGCAUCAGUUUUACCAAAGAGCAAGCUGACACCAUCCGGAGGAUCCGCAGCAGCAAGGACAGCUGGGACAUGCUGGGUGUCAAGCCAGGGGCUACAAGGGAUGAGGUGAACAAGGCCUAUCGAAAGCUGGCAGUGCUGCUUCAUCCCGAUAAAUGCAUGGCCCCUGGCAGUGAGGAUGCCUUCAAAGCUGUUGUCAAUGCACGGACUGCUUUGCUCAAAAACAUUAAGUAAAA
Messenger RNA from Euleptes europaea (tarantolino), 867 nucleotides. RefSeq names its product DnaJ heat shock protein family (Hsp40) member C27 (gene DNAJC27). The transcript has 7 exons. The coding region runs from base 53 to 865 and encodes 270 amino acids. Gene Ontology annotation, molecular function: GTP binding; GTPase activity. Lineage: Eukaryota; Metazoa; Chordata; Lepidosauria; Squamata; Sphaerodactylidae. The record is from RefSeq and is a predicted model, not a curated record.